CCCGGCGGGACAGCCCCGCCCCGGCUGAGGCGCCGCCGCCGCCCGGUGUCCGCGGGGCGGCAUGAGGAGAGCCGGGGGCGGCUGCCGGGGCCGCCAUGUCGCUGCUCUGCGUGCGAGUCAAAAAAGCUAAACUCCAUGGACCACCAGAUAAAUUCAAUACAUAUGUGACCUUGAAAGUGCAAAAUGUGAAGAGCACAACAGUGGCCGUGCGAGGUGACCAGCCCUGCUGGGAACAGGAUUUUAUGUUUGAGAUCAGUCGGCUGGACCUGGGGCUAAUUGUGGAAGUAUGGAACAAAGGACUGAUAUGGGACACCCUGGUUGGGACCGUGUGGAUUGCUCUGAAGGCCAUUCACCAAUCUGAUGAGGAGGGUCCUGGGGAGUGGUCUACGUUGGAGGCAGAAGUUGUAAUGAAACAUGAUGAAAUCUGUGGAACCAAAAACCCAACUCCUCAUAAAAUUUUGCUGGACACAAGAUUUGAAUUACCUUUUGAUAUCCCUGAAGAAGAGGCCAGAUACUGGACCAGAAAAUUAGAACAAAUAAAUUCACUGGGAGAUGAUGAGUAUCCCUUUCAGGAGGAAGUCCAGAAGAAACCAUUGCCGAGUGCUGCCUCCCAGUGUUCCUUUGAAGAUGCUGACAGUGCCGUGGAUGACCGGGACAGCGACUACCGCAGCGAGACGAGCAGCAGUGUCCCCCCUCCGUACCACAGCACCGUGCAGCCCAACGCCUCCGUGCACCAGUUCACGGGCCCGGCUCGCCUGCAGCAGCAGGGAGUCCUGCGGGAUUCCUGUGCUGAUUCCCUCCACAAUUAUGAUCUGGAUUAUCGGGAGCAUGUGGCCGCCAGUCCUGCUGGCAGUAGUAGAUACGGCUCCUCUUGCAAUGUCAGCCAGGAGAGCUCUCACCUCAGUGAGCUGGAACAUUCCCAUGAAAGUGCCCACGGUUCUGAGCAGGAGGAUGAUCACCAGGAAAGGCAGUCAAAUCACUCUUACCACAGUUCGAGCAGCUACCAGAAGGAUGGUCAGGCAUGGCUCAAGGAGCAAGAGGAGCCUCAUGGCAAAGGAGAGGAGGAGAAGGUCUGCAAAACUGAGGAAAAGCCUGCAGGCCAUUCUGCAGCUCAGUUGCCUCUGGAACUUGAGAAGCCCAAGGAUGUUGAUGCAGGAAUACAAAUGAGUUACCAGGGUGACAUUGAGCCACCACCGUUUCCUCCAGCAAGAGCCCGUUGGAUUAGAGCCAUUAGCAAAGUCAGACUGCAGCUUCAACAGGGCCAAGAUGAGGCUGAUCCAUCAAAACCACCCUGGCUCAAAGGAGGGCCUGCAGGUGGUCUCUACGGCAUCGAUAGCAUGCCUGAUCUGCGCAAAAAAAAGCCAAUUCCACUUGUCAGUGAUCUGUCACUGGUUCAGUCCCGAAAAGCCGGAAUUACCUCAGCAAUGGCUACUAGAACAUCUCUCAAAGAUGAAGAGCUGAAAUCUCAUGUCUAUAAGAAGACCUUGCAAGCCUUAAUUUACCCCAUCUCUUGUACGACCCCACACAACUUUGAAGUGUGGACAGCCACAACUCCUACCUACUGCUACGAGUGUGAGGGGCUGCUGUGGGGCAUCGCGCGGCAGGGAAUGCGCUGCGGGGAGUGCGGGGUCAAGUGCCACGAGAAGUGCCAAGACCUGCUCAAUGCUGACUGCCUGCAGAGAGCAGCAGAGAAGAGCUCAAAGCAUGGAGCUGAAGACCGGACCCAGAAUUUCAUCAUGGCUAUGAAGGACCGCAUGAAAAUCCGGGAGCGGAACAAGCCUGAGAUCUUUGACUUGAUCAGAGAUGUGUUUUGUGAGAGCAAAAUGACACAUGCUCAGCAGAUGAAGACAGUGAAACAGAGUGUGCUGGAUGGUACCUCAAAAUGGUCAGCAAAGAUCACGAUCACUGUGGUGUGUGCUCAGGGUCUGCAGGCCAAAGACAAGACUGGGUCCAGUGAUCCGUAUGUAACUGUUCAAGUGGGUAAAACGAAGAAGAGGACAAAAACAAUCUUUGGGAAUCUGAACCCUGUAUGGGAAGAGAAGUUUUACUUUGAGUGCCAUAAUUCCUCUGACCGGAUCAAGGUGCGAGUGUGGGAUGAAGAUGAUGACAUCAAGUCUCGUGUCAAGCAGAGGCUGAAACGCGAGUCAGAUGAUUUCCUGGGGCAAACAAUCAUUGAAGUUCGCACUCUGAGCGGAGAAAUGGAUGUGUGGUACAACCUUGAGAAGCGAACAGAUAAGUCUGCAGUGUCCGGGGCUAUUCGCCUGCAAAUCAGUGUGGAGAUCAAAGGCGAGGAGAAAGUGGCUCCAUAUCAUGUUCAGUACACUUGCCUUCAUGAGAAUCUCUUUCACCAUCUCACAGAUGUGCAAGGGAAUGGGGUGGUGAAGAUCCCUGAUGCCAAAGGAGAUGAUGCAUGGAAGGUGUAUUUUGAUGAGACAGCCCAAGAGAUCGUGGAUGAAUUUGCAAUGCGUUACGGCAUUGAGUCAAUAUACCAGGCCAUGACGCAUUUUGCAUGUCUCUCCUCUAAAUACAUGUGCCCAGGCGUGCCAGCUGUGAUGAGCACCUUACUUGCCAAUAUCAAUGCUUAUUAUGCACACACCACUGCCUCCACAAAUGUGUCUGCUUCGGACCGCUUUGCAGCCUCCAAUUUUGGGAAAGAACGAUUUGUAAAGCUUCUGGAUCAGCUUCAUAAUUCACUUCGGAUUGAUCUCUCAAUGUACAGGAAUAACUUCCCAGCCAGCAGCCGUGAGCGGCUGCAGGACCUCAAGUCUACAGUGGAUUUGCUGACCAGCAUCACUUUUUUCAGGAUGAAGGUCCAAGAGCUGCAGAGUCCACCCCGAGCUAGCCAGGUAGUGAAGGACUGUGUAAAAGCUUGCCUCAACUCCACCUAUGAGUACAUUUUCAACAACUGUCAUGAGCUGUACAGUCGGGAGUACCAGACAGAUCCUAACAAAACUCAGGACCUUCCUGCCGAGGAACAGGGCCCCAGCAUCAGAAACCUUGAUUUCUGGCCCAAGCUCAUCACUUUGAUAGUUUCCAUCAUAGAAGAGGACAAGAAUUCUUAUACCCCAGUCCUGAAUCAGUUUCCUCAGGAGCUUGCAGUUGGGAAGAUCAGCGCAGAGGUGAUGUGGAGUCUUUUUGCCCAGGAUAUGAAAUAUGCCAUGGAAGAGCAUGAGAAACAUAGACUGUGUAAAAGUGCAGACUAUAUGAAUUUACACUUCAAAGUGAAGUGGCUGUACAAUGAAUACGUUCGUGAUCUGCCUGCCUUCAAGGGAAAAGUGCCUGAAUAUCCAUCGUGGUUUGAGCAGUUUGUGAUGCAGUGGCUGGAUGAAAAUGAAGAUGUUUCCUUAGAUUUCCUGCACGGUGCUCUGGAGAGAGAUAAAAAAGAUGGGUUCCAGCAAACAUCCGAGCACGCUUUGUUCUCUUGCUCAGUGGUGGAUGUGUUCACCCAGCUCAACCAGAGCUUUGAGAUCAUUAAGAAGCUGGAGUGCCCAGACCCUGUCAUUGUUGCCCACUACAAUAGAAGGUUUGCAAAGACUAUUGGGAAAGUGCUGAUGCAGUAUGCUGACAUACUCUCCAAGAGCUUUGAGUCCUACUGUUCCAAGGAGAAAUUGCCUUGCAUCCUGAUGAACAACAUCCAACAACUGCGGGUGCAGCUGGAGAAGAUGUUUGAAGCCAUGGGUGGUAAAGAGUUGGAUGCAGAAGCAAGUGACCAUCUCAAAGAGCUCCAGGUGAAGCUGAACAAUGUUUUGGAUGAGCUCAGUGCAGUGUUUGGUAACAGCUUUCAGACACGGAUUGAUGAGUGUGUCAAGCAAAUGUCUGAUAUCCUCUGUCAAGUGAAAGGGACUGCAAAUUCUGCUGCUAAUGCCAGAAACACAGUUGCACAGGAUGCAGAUAAUGUCCUGAGGCCACUGAUGGACUUCCUGGAUGGAAACCUGACACUGUUUGCAACUGUGUGUGAAAAGACAGUGUUGAAACGGGUGCUGAAAGAGCUCUGGAGGGUGGUAAUGAACACUAUGGAGAAGCUGAUUGUGCUGCCUCCUCUUACAGACCAUACGGGCACACAGUUGAUUUUCAGUGCUGCUAAGGAACUGGGACACUUGUCAAAGUUGAAGGAUCAUAUGGUGAGAGAAGAAACCAGGAGCCUCACCCCAAAGCAGUGUGCUGUUCUGGACCUGGCACUGGAUACAAUCAAACAAUAUUUCCAUGCUGGUGGGAAUGGACUGAAGAAAACUUUCUUGGAGAAGAGUCCAGACCUACAGUCACUUCGAUAUGCUCUCUCCCUCUACACUCAGACCACGGACACUCUCAUCAAAACGUUUGUCCAGUCUCAGACAGCUCAGGGCUCCGGUGUGGAUGAUCCUGUGGGAGAAGUGUCCAUCCAGAUCGACCUGUACACCCACCCAGGAACUGGGGAGCACAAGGUCACGGUGAAAGUUGUGGCAGCCAACGACCUGAAGUGGCAGACGUCUGGCAUGUUCCGUCCGUUUGUUGAAAUCACCAUGAUUGGGCCCCACCAGAGUGACAAGAAGAGGAAGUUCACAACCAAGUCAAAGAGCAACAACUGGGCGCCAAAAUACAAUGAAACGUUUCAUUUCAUCCUGGGGAAUGAAGAUGGCCCCGAUGCCUACGAGCUCCAAGUCUGUGUGAAGGAUUACUGCUUUGCCCGGGAGGACCGGGUUCUGGGGAUAGCAGUGAUGCAGCUCAGAGACAUAGCAGACAAAGGAAGCUGUGCUUGCUGGUGCCCCCUCGGGCGCAGGAUUCACAUGGAUGAGACUGGACUCACAAUCCUGAGGAUUCUCUCUCAGAGAACCAAUGAUGAAGUUGCCAAGGAAUUUGUGAAGCUGAAAUCUGAGUCCCGCUCCACAGAGGAAGGCACCUGAGCUGAGCUGUUCCCUUUCCUCUUCUGCCUUGUGCCAAUAUGUGCAAGUGUUCAACAAUUCUUUUAUUAAUUGCAAAAGGUUUUUUUCAUGUUGUCUUUGUCAGCCCUGAUAGCGCACGUGUGCUGUAUAGGAAACAAAUCCAUCAAUCUGAUGUGAAUUAUUUAUUUUUUAGUAGCUGGGUAAGACACCGUAGAGAAUGAGACAAUCUCUUCUUAUUUAACAUGUAAAUUCUGCUUUGUGUAUAUAAAUUAUUUUAUAUUGGAGGCUGGAAUUGCUGGGUUUUGUUGAUAUGCAGCACUGUGAUUUUAUCCUCUGAAUUUGGCAGGCAUUAAAAAGGUUCUGCGUAAUCUCACUACGAUGCAAACACAACUGUGUGGAAAUUGGGAGAAGAUGAUUUGGGUGGGUUUGACAAAGCACAGUUAUCUCUCAUUGAAUUCACGUACUGUGGAGCUGCCUGGGGAUCUUCUGACACAGAUUAUGCCAACGUGAUAUACAGACACCUCAGCAUUUGCUUAAAGAAGAAGAGGUUGCAGAUGGCUCUGAAGAUGCACACCAAAUGAAUGUAUGUCCACAGAUGUGCUGCUGUGAGCGCGGGCCAGACCAGGGCCACAAGCCUGGGGUGGGGCUGAGAUCUCAUAGCCAAAAGCUGCAAAGGCAGCGCACCAGGAGCUGGCUGCAGCUGUAAUUAGCUGGUGUGUCUCGGAGAAUACAAAUCCCCACGUGCUGCUGGGAGUCCCUGAUGGCCGUGGGAGUGCUGCAAGCUGCUCGGCUCCGUAAGGCACGCUCGGGCUGCCGCGACCGACAUGGUCAGGAAGGGAUCAGCGUUAGAAUCGUAGAGUUAGAGCCAUUACAAAUCACAUGGCUGCUAUGUGCUUUUUCCACUUCAAUAUUCUUUUGUUAGUGCUUGACAGAGGAUUGGAUAAUUUAAUAUUGCAGGCUUUCUGUAGCAUUUUAUUACCCUGGAGUAGCUAAGACCAUUCCUCACUAUGAACCCAGAAAUGAGGGCUUGCUUGGGAGAGAGGAACACAUCUCCCCUCUGCAAGCCUUCAGUCUGGAGUGCUGGUCAAGGGGCAGCACGUCCGUUUGCUUCUGAUCUUGGAGAUGCUGUUGGCCGUGCUGUGGUUGAUCCAUGCUGAUUGUCAUUAAUCUUAUAAUACCAUUGACAAUACCAUUGAAAUAUUUUUGCACUGUCUUAAAGAAGCAUCCUGCUUUUGUUUUCUUAAAAAACAAAACACUGUCCUGAGCAAAGUAAUUGCAGGGAGGUCAGAAUUUCUGACUGAAAAUUAGUGAGCAGGAAGGUCUGGAAUGGUGAUUGCACCUGAGGCAUGUUCGUUGGAGGGUUUUUAUUGGGGAUAUUUUUGCUUUUCCAGCUGCCCUUGUGCUCUGGAAAGUGCAGCUGGAACAAGCCAGUCCUUGCCCAUAAAGUACUGUAAUACUGUCAAUAAAUUCAAGGACUGCAUAUUGAAUGACUUUUUUUUUUCCUUUCUAUUUUCUCUGACACUUGUGUAGCUGUAUGAUGUGACUUCUGUAUUUCAUGGGCCUGCUUGUAGAGUUCUGAGACAGCACAUCUGCUUUGUUCUUGUCCAUAGUGUGUUGUAAUAAUGCUCUUCAAAACUCCACACUAUUUGUCAUGAUUUUGAAUCAUUGUAUGUGCCAUUGUUAUGAGAACUGUUAGUAUGGUCUUUAAUAAACUCUUUUAGCAGCA
Messenger RNA from Haemorhous mexicanus (house finch), 6585 nucleotides. It is a transcript of the gene UNC13B, whose product is annotated as unc-13 homolog B. Gene Ontology annotation, biological process: neuromuscular junction development; presynaptic dense core vesicle exocytosis; synaptic vesicle maturation. The record is from RefSeq and is a predicted model, not a curated record. The transcript has 39 exons. Gene Ontology annotation, molecular function: syntaxin-1 binding; diacylglycerol binding; phospholipid binding. Bases 96 to 4880 code for a protein of 1594 amino acids. NCBI's taxonomy places the organism in Eukaryota, Metazoa, Chordata, Aves, Passeriformes, Fringillidae. Gene Ontology annotation, cellular component: plasma membrane; synaptic vesicle membrane; terminal bouton.